This is a messenger RNA of Stylophora pistillata, 2373 nucleotides long. RefSeq lists its product as uncharacterized. Lineage: Eukaryota; Metazoa; Cnidaria; Anthozoa; Scleractinia; Pocilloporidae. The record is from RefSeq and is a predicted model, not a curated record.
UACUUAACGUUUACUCCGUCGAUAUUCUAAACUGUAAUUUUAUAGACAACUUUGGAGGCGUGGGUAGUUCACACAUACAAAUUUUUCCAGGCAAUUUAACAAUGCGGAAUACCACCUUCCAUCAAACAGCAGAAUCUCAAGUGGUCUAUAAUGUGGGAGAAAAGUCCAAAGAUUUAGUGGCAUUUAAUGGAUUCUUGACAGUAAUACAAUCUAAAACCGUCAAAAUACGUAACAGCUCUUUUAUCUUGGAUCCUUUUAGUGCAGACAGCAAAGCCAUCGCUGUUGUUGAAGGAGCGGGAAAGGGUGUCUUGGACGGCUCAGUGCAAAUCGAUUCACCAAUCAACACCAAGCUUAACAUGCGAAGUCUUCAACAAAAAGAUAGUUAUCACGAAGGAGGGAGCAAAGAAUUGGUUUGGAUCAAUACCCAGCGGUGUCCAGUGGGAACUUACAGUAUCCGUAGAGAAAUACAAAGUGGCUACAAUGUCAAGCAACUCGUCAAUUGUCAUCCAUGCCCUGCGGGAGGCAACUGCUCGUCUUCUCUUGCUGCCCAGCCCAACUUUUGGGGUUAUCCAGUAAACAACGACACUGUUACCUUUCAGCUUUGUCCAGAUGGUUACUGCUGUUUGCCAACUGUUGAUAACAAAUGCUUUUACGACAACAAUAGCUAUCUGCUUUCCGGUUGCCAAGGAAACAGGACUGGCAUUCUUUGCGGACAAUGUAAACAGAAUUUCACGGAGGGUCUGUUCACAACAAAGUGUGUUCGAGUGAAAGACUGUACCCAAAGUUGGUAUUUGGUUGUUUUUUUCGCACUCACGCCAUCGUUUGCCUUGUAUCUCGUAAGAAAACCCCCAGUGUUUGAGGCAGUGGGAAAACAUUUAACUUGGUUCAUGCCAAGAUACAACGAGGAGAGCACAGUCGGAUUUAUCUUCUACUUCUAUCAAGUGGCUGGAGUCGUGACCGUUUCUUCAUAUGGUGUGAGAAAUCUGUUAAGACAUUGCUUAUUACUGCCAUUUGCAAAUCUCCUGGACUUUCAAAUAUAUGCCGAUAACAACUGGAAGAUCUGCCCUUGGCCAAUUUUCACACCAUUCUUAAAAACAAUGUUCCAAGUGGCGACAGUGGUGAUCAUUUUCUUCUCGAUCCCUGAUAUUUACCUUCUGCACAGCGCUCUAAACAAAUUACGUAAACGCAGGCCGAUUCUUCCAUCAGCUGGUCCUUACCUUGGAGCUGUCCUGGAAACAGUGUUGCUAGGAUAUUCAGCUGUGACUGGUACAACAGUAAAAUUACUUCACUGUGUAAAACAUUCAAGAAGUGUCCCGCUGGUAUUACGGUGCCCAAUUCAGUUGUUGGCACCAAUGGUGGCAACAAACUGCUUUCGUCGUCAUUGCCCUGUACUUGGUGCCGUUUAUAUUCACGUUGUAUUUUGCUCCGCUACAACUCUAUCAAGGCAAGAUUUCAGGAAAGAUAUUUCUACUGGCCUGUAUAUUACCUUUUAUCUCCUCUUUGUUUUCGUCAACUACGUUCAGAAAAAAAUGACCAAGAGACCAGACUAUCAAGCAAUCCCUUCACCUGCCAGCUCGGUUUGCGACGAAGAACAUGAUACGAAUUCUACCACAUGUAUUAAACAUUCACUUCUUGAAGUUCUAUGUGGUCCAUUUACAAAGCCACAAGAUGACCAAUCAAACGGAAGGAUCUACUGGGAGAGCAUUCUUAUUGGUGGUCGAUUCCUCAUAAUUGCGAUUGCCUGGUGGCAGUUGGAGCAUGCGCUCAUGCGUUCUGUGUGUCUGACAAUCCUUUGCCUCGUUUUCCUGUUGCAUCAUAUAUCCCAGAGACCCUUUGCCCAGUCUCGCGUAAACGUCAUCGAAACCGUCUCUUUGUCAACCUUGGUCGCUAUUGGAGUACUAAACGUUGGCCUUGCAUCGUCAGGAAGUGACGUCAGCGGUAUUAAUGAACCGUAUGUCUCCAUUCUCUUGACGUCAGAAGCAGUAUUACUGGGUGUUAUACCUAUUCUUUUCGCCUUUCUCCUAACCGUGUCCCUAGUUUCGCAAAUUGUACGGUUGGUGAUCAUGUUAUUGAAAGCAAUUCGAGCAGGAUGGUUAAUUUUUAAACGAAAAUGUGACACAUAGUUGUCCGCCCAGGAUGGAGGUGAGUGUUCACUUCUUUCUGCGUGAUCGUAUUAGAACUUUAAAUAAGCAACUUUGAGAUUUUGAGAUUUAUCCGAUGAGGGUGAAAGUACCUAUGUGGCAGUGCUUCGAAAGGCGUAUCUAAAUAUAUUGCGUGACUGUCUUGUACUUUAGAUCAUAAGGUAUCGCAAUUUUGAUGAUCUUUUCAUUUUGCAUACAUGUACUAGAUUCGCUAUGUUAUAGAAUCGUCGUU